AUGUAUGAUGGCAUUGUUAGAACGUUUGAUGCUUGGUAUGUUCCUGGCUUGCAAAAGAACCUGAUCUCUAUUGGUACCUUAGACAAACAAGGGUACAAUUUUUCAGGAAAAGAUGGACAAAUUACAGUUUCCAAAGGUGCUCUGGUUGUCAUGAAAGGAAAGCUACAACAUGGAAUUUAUGUUAUGCUUGGCCAUUCCUUUCAGGGAACGGUGUCUGUAUCCCACUCCUUAGAGCAACAUGUUGAUAAUACAGAAUUAUGGCAUCGUAGAUUGGGUCAUAUGAGUGAACGUGGUCUUGCUGUGUUAAGUAAACAAGGAUUGUUGGGUGGAGCGGUGACAGGGAAAUUGAAAUUUUGUGAAUCUUGUGUUAUGGGUAAAAAACGCAGGCUGAAAUUUUGUCACAGUAAGCACACUUCAACUGAAAAAUUACAAUAUGUUCAUUCUGAUUUAUGGGGUCCUUCCCCUGUCUUGUCUCAUGGAAGAUGCAGGUAUUUUUGA
Molecule: messenger RNA, 498 nt
Organism: Vigna unguiculata (cowpea)
Lineage: Eukaryota; Viridiplantae; Streptophyta; Magnoliopsida; Fabales; Fabaceae
Source: RefSeq, a predicted model, not a curated record